Molecule: messenger RNA, 1727 nt
Organism: Thamnophis elegans (Western terrestrial garter snake)
Lineage: Eukaryota; Metazoa; Chordata; Lepidosauria; Squamata; Natricidae
Gene: ZNF704
Product: zinc finger protein 704
Biological process (GO): regulation of transcription by RNA polymerase II
Cellular component (GO): nucleus
Molecular function (GO): DNA-binding transcription factor activity; RNA polymerase II cis-regulatory region sequence-specific DNA binding
Source: RefSeq, a predicted model, not a curated record
CUCGCUCAGCCUUGCCCACCGCCCAGCCGAGCCGAGCCGAGCCGAAUCCACUCCUCUUCGGUGCGGCGCGCUGAGCGGUGCUGGGCGCGGCCAUGCAAGCGCGGCGUCUGGCCAAGCGCUCCAGUCUGGGCAACCGGCGCUUGAACACGGCGGGGCCGCCCUCGGCCGCGCAGCCUUUCCCGGAAUCGGGGGGCCGCGGCGUAGCGAAGACCGAAAACUCCUGGAGGCCGCCUCGGCGCGAGGGCUCGGCAGCCGCCCUCGAGGAGGAGGACGAAGAGGAGGACGUGGUGGUGGACGUCGAGGAGGACGACGACGCCGACGAGGCGGAGGAGUUGGCCGGGUCGGGCAAGGGCCACGCGGCCGCCCGGGUAAGCCUGAAGGUAACCAGCAUAAAGCGUGAAAUGACCUUUGCAGCAUUUCAAAAGGAAGAUCUAAAAAGUGAUCUAAAUCAAAAACUCUCAGAUCAGCAAUUUUUUGUGUUGGCUAUGAAGGAAGAAGAUUCAAAAACAGCAGACACCAAAAAAAUUGGCAGAAUUCAUGAUCAUGAAAAAGAAAAUACUCGUUCUAUCUGUCUUCUUGAACAGAAGCGCAAAGUUGUAUCUUCAAACAUUGAUGUGCCUCCUACAAGAAAAUCUUCAGAAGAAGUGGACAUGGAUAAAGUCACGGCAGCUAUGGUUCUAACUACUUUAUCAACCAGCCCUUUGGUUCGCAGCCCCCCAAUCCGUCCUAAUGAAUCCUUAAAUGGAUCCUGGAAAGAAGGAGGAUUUGUGCCUUCCAGUACCAGUAGCAGUGGGUAUUGGAGCUGGAGUGCCCCAAGUGACCAAUCAAACCCAUCUACUCCAUCACCUCCCCUUUCUGCUGACAGCUUCAAACCAUUUCGAUUACCAUCUCAAACAGAUGAUGGCAUUGACGAGGCUGAAACUAGCAGUCUUCUUUUUGAUGAACCCAUUCCUAGGAAAAGGAAGAACUCCAUGAAAGUAAUGUUUAAAUGCCUUUGGAAAAACUGUGGAAAGGUACUAAGCACUGCUGUUGGCAUUCAGAAACACAUCCGGACUAUUCAUCUUGGACGUGUAGGAGAAUCUGACUACAGUGACGGAGAGGAAGAUUUUUACUACACAGAAAUACGUCUCAACACUGACUCAGUAGCUGAUGGAUUAAAUAGUUUAUCUCCAGUUUCACCCUCUCUAGCAUCUCUUCCUUUUUUUCCAUCCCAAGAUGGGAACAGAAGUGAACUAUCAUGUGCCAAAACAGAUGCUAAAGGGAUGACUCCUCUAAGCCGUUCAGCUCCUACCAACCUCUACCUCAUUCACUCUGAUCAUGCUUACCAGGCUACAGCUCCUGUGAACAUUCCAGGGUCAGCCAAGUUUACUCCCAAUGGAAAAAGCUUUAGCAUCUCUUGGCAGACACCCACAGUUACCUUCACUGGCCUUCCAGUUUCACCAACUCACACACGGCAUGUCGGGAUCGGAGAACAAAAGCACCAGAUCCACGCUGUUCUUUCAUCACCACCUAGAGCAUCAGUUGGCCUCAGAAAACCUAGAGGAGAGGGCAAGAAAUGUCGCAAAGUAUAUGGGAGAAAUAGAGAUAUGUGGUGUACAGCUUGUCGUUGGAAGAAGGCCUGCCAAAGGUUUAUUGAUUGAAGCCCAGAAACAAUACGGAGUUGUGUAUAAUAGGGUUCCCUUGCUGCAACCGUGCAGUGUGACUCUUCCCACCUCCUUGAGGGCUGA